Zychaea mexicana is the source of this 1551-nucleotide messenger RNA. Its product is annotated as JmjC domain, hydroxylase-domain-containing protein. The transcript has 9 exons. Gene Ontology annotation, cellular component: nucleus. NCBI's taxonomy places the organism in Eukaryota, Fungi, Mucoromycota, Mucoromycetes, Mucorales, Lichtheimiaceae. Gene Ontology annotation, biological process: chromatin remodeling. The record is from RefSeq and is a predicted model, not a curated record. Gene Ontology annotation, molecular function: histone H3K36 demethylase activity; histone H3K9 demethylase activity. Bases 1 to 1551 code for a protein of 516 amino acids.
AUGGAUAUCAUACAGCCUUCCGAAUAUUACGACGAAGCAAGUGGCGGUCAAAUUCCAGUUUUUCGACCGUCCAUGGAACAAUUCAAAGACUUCAAGACGUUUAUGGAAGCGAUCGAUCCUUACGGACGACAUUCUGGUAUUGUCAAGGUGGUCCCUCCCAAAGAAUGGAAGGACAAGCUGCCCGACAUCAAGCGCCACUUGGAACGACUACGGGUGCGCAACCCAAUCAUUCAACAUAUAAUGGGCAGCCGUGGCAUGUACACGCAAACCAAUGUCGAGAAGCGACGGCCGUAUACGCUGGCUCAAUGGCUUGCAUUGUGCGAACAAUCAGAGCACCGACCACCUGAAGUAGGAUGCGAUCGGACAGCCCGACAACCUGUGACACCGUUAAGCCGAAAGCGGGAUAAAGUCUGUAGCAACAGUAACAAUCGAGAAGUACAACAACAAAAGCAACAGCAGCCACCUUCUGCCAAUACGAGAUCAAAGUCCUUAGCUGCUGCGCAUGAAUCUUCCUCUCCACUGAAAAAUAAACGCCAGAUUCUAUCCGAUGAGAUUGCAUUGGCACAGUCUGAUACGUCAGUACCACUCCCACGCGAUCUGCAUUGCCCUGAUCCUGAUAAAUACAGCGUGGAAUACUGCAAGGAGCUUGAACGAAACUACUGGCGAAAUUUAACAUUCACUCAACCAAUGUACGGUGCAGACAUGGCUGGAACCUUGUUUGAUAAAUCUGUCCGUGCAUGGAAUGUCAAUAGCUUGGACAAUAUGUUGAAUCGGUUAGGGGUUUCUGUCCCCGGCGUAAACGAGCCUUACUUGUACUUUGGCAUGUGGAAAGCGACUUUUGCAUGGCACGUUGAGGACAUGGAUCUGUACUCCAUCAACUAUUUACACUUUGGCGCACCCAAGCAAUGGUAUGCUAUACCAACAACACAUACGAAAAAGUUCGAAAAUGUCAUGCAAAACCUAUUCCCACAAGAACACAAAGAAUGCCCCGAAUUCCUACGCCACAAAACGUUCAUCAUAUCGCCGAAAUUACUGCACAACCAUUCGAUCCCUGUCCAUCGCUGUGUCCAGCAUGAAGGCGAGUUCAUGAUCACGUUCCCCUUUGGCUACCAUGCUGGUUACAACCUUGGGCUGAAUUGCGCAGAAAGCGUCAACUUUGCGUUGGAUUCAUGGAUUGAAAUUGGAAAGCGGGCGAAAGCGUGCAGCUGCAUAUCGGACAGUGUCAUGAUCGACGUAUCUAUAUUCGAUCAGCAAAACGACGACGCCAACGACGCUGACGACAACGGCAGUUUGCUAAACGAACAAGUGCGAGGCGUAAAGGAGAGCAGUGGUAAAAAUCAAACGCCUGCAAAGAAAAAGCGGUCUUCUGGUAAAAAAUCUACUGGUAACGACGUCGAGCAAGCAAACCGAAAAAGCGGAGGACGACGUGCAACAAAACGAUCUCUCCCUGAUAGCACCAAUGAAAACAGUGGCCAUAGCGACAUGGCGAGUCGAAAAACACAUGACCAGCAACACGCUCGUAAAAGGUCCAAAGCAUCGCCAUCUUCAUAA